This is a messenger RNA of Rhagoletis pomonella (apple maggot), 2550 nucleotides long. It is a transcript of the gene ThrRS, whose product is annotated as threonine--tRNA ligase 1, cytoplasmic. Gene Ontology annotation, molecular function: ATP binding; threonine-tRNA ligase activity. Gene Ontology annotation, cellular component: cytoplasm. The record is from RefSeq and is a predicted model, not a curated record. Gene Ontology annotation, biological process: threonyl-tRNA aminoacylation. The transcript is spliced from 5 exons. Bases 27 to 2393 code for a protein of 788 amino acids. NCBI's taxonomy places the organism in Eukaryota, Metazoa, Arthropoda, Insecta, Diptera, Tephritidae.
UUCUAUCUCAGUGAAGUGUUUAAGUUAUGUAUAAAACUGUACAAGUGGUGGGCGCGCCGAGAUUUUACAUACAUAUUCCCGGCAUCAGACACAUAUUCGCCCAGUGCCAACAGCGCCACAUUGCCGUUGUUACCAAAUCACAAUCGUGCACUGUUGAUGAUAGCGAUAACUUAGGGAAAGAACAAAGGAACCUUAUAGAACUGCGGAACCUCGGCGUAGGGAAUCUUUCUUCCUCAACAUACAACUCAUUCAACACUCUUCACAUAGGCGGAAUUCCUCAUGAAACUUUCUGUCGGCGCUAUGCAACAUUGGCUACUAAAAUGAAGAAAGAAAAACAAAAGAACACAUCUGCCGAAGCUGCUGGCAAAAAAGAAUUAAAUCCUUGGCCCGCAUAUAUUGAGGAGCGUAAUGCUCUUUGGGAGAAAUUGAAAGUCGAACGUGUAGCAGAGUUGGCUGCCAAGCCCCGUACACCAAUCAAAGUAACACUCCCCGAUGGCAAACAAGUGGAUGCUACAUCAUGGGAGACCACACCUUACGAUGUUGCGAAGGGUAUAAGUCAAGGUUUAGCCGAUAAUACCGUUAUUUCGAAAGUGAAUGGCGAUGUAUGGGAUCUGGACCGUGUACUUGAAGGGGAUUGCAAAUUGCAAUUGCUUAAAUUCGAUGACCCUGAGGCUCAAGCUGUCUUUUGGCACAGUUCAGCGCACAUCAUCGGUGAAGCUAUGGAGCGCAUAUAUGGCGGACACUUGUGUUACGGACCACCAAUCGAUAAUGGCUUUUAUUAUGAUAUGCAUUUAGACGGGGAAGGUAUCUCUACCAAUGACUAUCCCGCUAUGGAGGGUCUCGUAAAACAAAUAGUUAAAGAAAAACAACCAUUCGAGCGUUUGGAAUUGAAAAAAGCAGAUUUAUUAGAAAUGUUCAAGUAUAACGAAUUCAAGGUACGCAUUUUGAAUGAGAAAGUCAAUACUGAUACCACUACUGUGUACAAAUGCGGUUCACUCAUUGAUCUGUGUCGUGGUCCACAUGUACGUCACACCGGUAAGGUAAAAGCCCUGAAAAUCACCAAAAACUCGUCCACAUACUGGGAGGGUAAAGCCGAUGCAGAGACUUUGCAGCGGGUUUAUGGCAUUUCUUUUCCUGACCCCAAACAGCUGAAGGAAUGGGAAAAAAUACAAGAGGAAGCAGCGAAACGUGACCAUCGCAAAAUUGGCCGAGAACAGGAGUUGUUCUUCUUUCAUGAAUUGUCACCAGGCUCGUGUUUUUUCCAACCACGUGGGGCACACAUCUACAAUACGUUGAUGAACUUUAUAAAAGCCGAAUAUAGGAAACGCGGUUUCCAGGAAGUCAUCACACCAAACGUAUACAACUCAAAACUUUGGAUGACUUCUGGCCAUUGGCAGCAUUACGCAGAAAAUAUGUUCUCAUUCGAGGUGGAAAAGGAAAAGUUUGCACUGAAACCUAUGAACUGUCCAGGACAUUGCCUCAUCUUCGAUAACCGCAAUCGGUCGUGGCGAGAGUUACCUCUUCGCAUGGCUGAUUUCGGUGUGCUACAUCGCAAUGAACUUUCAGGUGCUCUCACAGGACUCACGCGCGUCCGUCGUUUCCAACAAGAUGAUGCGCAUAUUUUCUGUGCCCCUGAUCAGAUUAAGAACGAAAUGAAGGGAUGUCUGGAUUUCUUGCGUCAUGUGUAUACAAUUUUCGGUUUCUCGUUCAAUCUCGUCCUAUCAACGCGCCCUGAAAAAUAUCUCGGCGAAUUGGAACAGUGGAACACUGCUGAAAAAGCACUCGCUGAAUCCCUAGACGAAUUCGGUUUACCAUGGAAAGAGAAUCCCGGUGAUGGUGCUUUCUAUGGACCCAAAAUUGAUAUUACUAUAAUGGAUGCACUAAAACGUGCCCAUCAAUGCGCCACUAUUCAAUUAGAUUUCCAAUUGCCAGAGCGAUUUAAUUUAAGUUACAUUGCAGAUGAUGGUGAAAAGAAACGACCUGUUAUAAUACAUCGUGCUAUUCUCGGUUCUGUUGAGCGUAUGAUUGCCAUCCUCACAGAGAAUUAUGCCGGCAAGUGGCCUUUCUGGUUGUCGCCACGUCAAGUGAUGGCUGUGCCGGUUGGUCCUCAAUACGAUGAGUACGCACAAUCCGUACGUAAUCAACUGCAUGCCGCUGGAUUUAUGGCUGAAGCUGAUACGGAUGCUGGGGAUACUUUGAAUAAAAAAAUUCGUAAUGCUCAAUUGGCACAAUUCAAUUUCAUUUUGGUGGUGGGCGAGAAAGAGCGCUCCUCCAAUACGGUUAAUGUGCGCACACGUGACAACAAAGUACAUGGUGAAGUCUCAAUUGCCGAUUUGAUAACUAAGUUAAACAAGGUACGCGAUGAGUUCAUAACAAACGAAGAUAGCUUCUAGAUUUGAAAGUUAUGGCAUGGCUUGAGAAUGGAGGGUAAAAGGUAGGAGUUGCGGUAAUUUAUUUUUUUUUCGAUUUGUAAUGCUUUUAAAGUAUGCCUAAUGCUUAAAUAUGAAUAGUGAUGUUUUCUGAGAACUCAAUAAAUAUCCAUAAAAAUAA